Messenger RNA from Morchella importuna, 717 nucleotides. RefSeq lists its product as uncharacterized. The record is from RefSeq and is a predicted model, not a curated record. The transcript has a single exon. Lineage: Eukaryota; Fungi; Ascomycota; Pezizomycetes; Pezizales; Morchellaceae. The coding region runs from base 1 to 717 and encodes 238 amino acids.
AUGCAUGACAUAGACCACACCAGCCAUUUCGGCGACGCCCCACGCCCCGACUCCACCACGCUCCCCAUGCAGACUGUAUCGCAACCAAAACCCGAUGCCACUCUCCCCGGGAACGUAGUAGUAGGGAGCCCGCUGGGAACCAUGCUAAACCGGUUCCACAGCCCGAGUAAUAGCGCAUCGCACCGCCGCCUGGGCUCAGGUGACAGUACAUAUAGUAAUAGGGUUAUAGCGUGGGAUAACGAUCACCCCACACGGACUGUCAGCAGCGCCAAUGUACCACCCACGCCCAGCCUGUGUGGGCCGACGUCGUCGCCGGUCACGUAUCAGGGAGUUCCUGUGUCGUCGCAGCCGUCUACCCCUGGGCCUUUCUCACCAGUUCCGUUUUCGGCGUAUCGCUCGCCGUCAAUUACGUCGCUGGAUUUAAAUCCACCACCGGUUCCUACCAGGGGGAAACGGCCGUUUAGGGAUACGAUAAUGGCGGUGCCGAGGCCGCUGUCGAUAUCAAAUAAGCUAAGGAAGAAGAAGAUACGGCCGAUAACAGAGAAUAAGGCGGUUUCAGAGCCGGCUCUGGGGGCCCCUGUGCCCAGCUUUGCAGGGUUUAGCAGGGCGAGUGCAGGGAGUAUGAGUAAUUGGGUCAGCUGGUGGGAGAGCAGUAGCGAUGAGGAGGAGGAAGAGGAGGAAGCGGCGGCGGCAAAGAGGAAAAAGCGGAAGAAAUGA